AUGGGCUUCACCGACCUCCUUACCGAUGCUGGAGCUUCCGUGCUCAACAACUGGUUGAGCACCCGCUCUUACAUUACUGGCCAGUCCGCCUCUCAGGCUGAUGUCGCUACCUUCAAGGCUUUGACCAGCUCCCCCAACGAGGAGAAGUACCCCCACGCUGCUCGAUGGUACAAGCACGUUGCCAGCUACGAGAGCCAGUUUGCCACCCUCCCCGGUGAUGCUUCCGCUCCCUACACCACCUACGGCCCUGAGACCGCUGAGGUGACCAUCAACCCUGCCCAGGCCCCCGAGAAGGAGGCUGAGGCUGGCGACGAUGACGACGUCGACCUGUUCGGCAGCGACGACGAGGAGGAGGAUGCCGAGGCUGUCCGCGUCCGCGAGGAGCGUCUGGCUGAGUACCGCAAGAAGAAGGAGAACAAGCCCAAGACUGUUGCCAAGUCCGUCGUCACCCUUGACGUCAAGCCUUGGGAUGAUGAGACCGACAUGAAGGCUCUUGAGGAUGCUGUCCGCGCUAUUGAGAAGGAUGGUCUUACCUGGGGUGCCUCUAAGCUCGUCCCCGUCGGUUUCGGUGUCCGUAAGCUCCAGAUCAACAUGGUUGUUGAGGACGAGAAGAUCUCCGUCGCCGACCUUGAGGAGGAGAUCCAGGAGCUCGAGGACUACGUCCAGUCCACCGACGUUGCUGCUAUGCAGAAGCUGUAA
Fusarium sp. VM40 is the source of this 699-nucleotide messenger RNA. The record is from the annotation of a GenBank genome assembly. Lineage: Eukaryota; Fungi; Ascomycota; Sordariomycetes; Hypocreales; Nectriaceae.